Sarcophilus harrisii (Tasmanian devil) is the source of this 6156-nucleotide messenger RNA. RefSeq names its product protein serine kinase H1 (gene PSKH1). Gene Ontology annotation, molecular function: ATP binding; protein kinase activity. The transcript is spliced from 6 exons. Bases 1190 to 2455 code for a protein of 421 amino acids. Gene Ontology annotation, biological process: protein phosphorylation. Lineage: Eukaryota; Metazoa; Chordata; Mammalia; Dasyuromorphia; Dasyuridae. The record is from RefSeq and is a predicted model, not a curated record.
AAUGCGACUGCUAAAUGAUUUACAUCCCAACUCCGCUCCUCGGCUCCGAUUGUCAGUCUUUUAUAGCCUCGGUCUCACCUGCUAGCCUAUCACAGGGCCUGGGAGAAUGAUUGACAAACCCCGAGAAAGCAUCUCACGGCGAUGAUUGGUAGUCUCUCCUCCUAUUAGAGAGCAAGGGCCGAUCCUAGAGCCCGCCCUCCACCCCGCCCAAUGGGGGGGGACCGCGAAUUGGUUUAGCGUCAGGCGCGCACUUUUAUGACGCUAUGACGCUGAUGCGAGAGGAUGGCGGCGGCGGGAGCCUCCGCGGAAGCGGCCGAGGAGUUGAGGAAACUGUGGGGUUUGAGGUUUCCCCCGACACGGUAUCGUUACUCUUGGGGCAGUGGGCAGAGCACCCCGCCUGGACUCGGGAAGACCCGACUUAAAACGUUGCCCCAGGUGACCCUGAAGGAGUCACCCUAAUCCUAUUUGCCUCACUUCCUCAUACGUAAAACGGGAUGGAGAAACAAACGGGCAAGCCCCUCGGGUAGCUCUGCCAAGAAACCCCAAAUGGGGUCCCGAGAGUCACACAAGCUGAAACAACUGAACCAGUGAAAAUCAUUGCUAAGCAUAACUUUGGGGUGAAGGCUGUACUACUUUAUGGUUAUCCUAUAGGUAACCUGUCCAAGUGCAGUGCUUCUGCCGGCUUUUCUAUAGGACCGAGCUUGACAUUUGAGAUUAUGUUCCUAUGUCAGAGCCCAAACCUUUCUACACAGCCCAUUGCAUUGGAGGCAGCAAAACCGGGCAGAAUGAGUGUAUGGUCUCUCCCGAAGCUAUGCGGCUCAGGUGGUUUCCAUUAAUCAGGUUGAAGAUAUAGGUCAAGGAAAGGGAGAACAUUAAAAAAGAAGAGGUGACCAAUAACGUGAAAGAAGCACUGGGUUUAGCAUUUGGACAGUUCUAAACUUCCCGGAGACAGGGGAAGACCUCAUGCAGUUUGAUGACCAGGUUCUUCACACUCAGCAAAUAGAUGAAGAAACUGAGCCCCAGGGAGGUUAAAUUUGUCGUCCAGGGUUAUUCAAGCAGUAAGCCUUACUGGCCAGGAUUUUUUCACUUAUAACCUUUUCUAGUAUAGACAGGGAAACGGCCUGCACAGCAGAUCUUGCUGGCCUUGACCUGAGAGAAUGCCUCCCUGGCUGCUUAACUCCCUUCCGUGAUGGGCUGUGGGACAAGUAAGGUCCUUCCUGAGCCUCCCAAGGAUGUUCAACUGGAUCUGGUCAAAAAAGUUGAGCCUUACACUGGCCACAAGACUGAUGUGUAUAAGCAUUUUAUCAAAGAUGAUGGAAGUGGAGGCAUUAAAACUGGAUGCCCAUCACCCCCUUAUCACAUUCAGCCUUAUCCAGGUCCUCACCUGGCUAGCCACACAGAGCCUCAUGAGCCCCGAAGGACCAGAGUGGCCAAAUACAGGGCCAAAUUUGAUCCUCGAGUAACAGCAAAAUAUGAUAUCAAAGCCUUAAUAGGACGGGGCAGCUUCAGCAGAGUUGUGCGUGUAGAGCAUAAGGCUACCAAACAGCCUUAUGCUAUUAAGAUGAUUGAGACCAAGUAUCGGGAAGGGAGGGAAGUAUGUGAGUCUGAGCUGUGUGUUUUGCGACGGGUUCGCCAUACUAACAUCAUCCAACUCAUAGAAGUAUUUGAGACACAGGAGCGUGUUUAUAUGGUGAUGGAGUUAGCCACUGGUGGAGAGCUGUUUGACCGGAUCAUUGCCAAAGGCUCCUUUACUGAGAGGGAUGCCACCCGAGUACUGCAGAUGGUGUUGGAUGGGGUCAAAUACUUGCACACACUAGGAAUCACACAUCGGGAUCUGAAGCCAGAAAACCUGCUGUAUUAUCACCCAGGCACAGACUCUAAGAUCAUGAUCACUGACUUUGGGCUGGCAAGUGCCCGCAAGAAAGGGGAUGACUGCCUUAUGAAGACUACUUGUGGCACUCCAGAGUACAUUGCCCCAGAAAUACUAGUCAGGAAGCCCUACACUAACUCGGUAGAUAUGUGGGCCUUGGGGGUCAUAUCAUACAUUCUGCUGAGUGGAACUAUGCCUUUUGAAGAUGACAACCGGUCAAGACUCUACCGGCAGAUCCUCAAGGGGAAGUAUAGUUACUCAGGGGAGCCCUGGCCCAGUGUAUCAAAUUUGGCAAAGGAUUUCAUUGACCGUCUGCUAACUGUGGAUCCUGGUGCCAGAAUGACAGCUCUCCAAGCCUUGAAGCACCCUUGGGUGGUGAGCAUGGCUGCCUCUUCAUCCAUGAAGAAUCUUCACCGCUCAAUUUCCCAGAAUCUUCUCAAGAGGGCGUCUUCUCGGUGCCAGAGCACCAAGUCAGCUCAGUCCACACGCUCCAGCCGUUCGACCAAGUCCAACAAGUCUCGGCGUGUGCGUGAGCGGGAACUGCGAGAACUCAACCUGCGCUACCAACAGCAAUAUAAUGGCUGAGCUGCCAGUCUCCUUGCACAUACCCUAACUUGGCUACUUCCCUUCAGCUGAAGUGUUCCAGGGGAUAGGCCUAGGGAAGUGGCAGUGGGACCCAGUACCCAGGGAGCUAGAGCAGGCGCCACAGGCACCUGAGUUUCCCUUCUUACUUGGGGGAGAGUCUGGGGCUGCACAACAGACUCCCAUCUCUUUGCCGGACACCCAGCUGUCUCAAGUGCCUCAUGCCACCCCCAGGCUAGUGAGGGGCCCGGAAAAAGAAAAGUCUGGUGGGCCUGGAGUGCCCAGUAUUAUUUAUUAAUGCCAGAUUCUAAGGACUGAGUUUGUCUUCCCACCCCCAUACUGUAUACCUACCUGGCAUGUUUGUGUGAUCAAGGGCCCCUUUCAGAUGAUGAAGGAUGGCAUUUCUGUUGUGUGCCCACCUUUCCUGGGAGGUUGGAGUAUUGAGUGGCUAUGACUCAACUACCUAAGAGCUUCCUGCUGUGUCAGAACUGCAGUGUGUACAGGUGGGGGUGGGGGGACCACUUCCUAGGCAGUCUGGACCAUGAGGAGGAGACCAAGAGUAGACUAGGAAUUUUAGGUCUGAGCACCUUAUUGUGAUAGGGUAAGUCUUGGAAGAAGAAAGAAAGGAAAAAACCCUUGUCCCUCCUUCCCUAAUUCCAGUUCCUCCUACCCUGCUAUUCCUACCCUAGAGAUGGUCCUUAUGGCUGUGAUAUGACAUGGGCCUGGCUGUUGGCUUAGGGUAAGGGGUGCACCUUCUUGCAGGCUGCAUUAUUUAGUGGUUAUGCCCUAAAUCCUCCUCAGGAGAGGUGGUGUUAGGGGUUUUUGACCCACACCCUAGGCCUCCUUAUUUUUUCCCUUGCUUAGAGCCAGAUAGAGCAAUUACAUGAGAGCCCCCUCAUGUCAAAUGUGUUUCCCUUGGCCCUUCCACUUGCCAGGAUAUCUACUCUUACUCCUUUCCUACCCCUUUCCUUUCCUUCCUUUUCUUCCUCCUUUCCCUGGGAGGACCCAUGUAGCUCAGAGAGCUGGUAUCUGUAGCACAUACUUGGCACCCCUGUAACCAACAGGAAAUGGAGGCGCCUUUGUGGUAGCUCACCUGGGACAGAGAAAAGGCCCAUAGUGGCUCAGAGAGGGCCAGGACAAGAGGGAACUUUUCUAGGCUUGGGGGCGCUGCGGUGGGGAGGGCCUGGAGGGCAGUGGAGCAUCUAGGACCAUUUCAUCUAGUGAAGGGGACCUGGCAUUUAUGUAGGAGCAUGUGUGUGUGUGUGUGUGUAUGUAGUGUGUGUGUGUAAAAAGAAAUGUAGAGAACAUGUGGCCAUCCCUUAAGAUCCCCUGCUUCCUUCCCCUUGGUUAGUCAUUUUUAGCUGUAUCCCACUCUCCAUGACUUCUUUGAGGGUUUUCUUGGCAGAGAUGCUGGAGCGGCUGGCCAUUUCUUCACCAGAUCAUUUUACAGAGGAGAAAACUGAGGCAGACAGGAUGAUGUGACUUGCCUGGAGUCAUAUGGCUAGUGAAUACUCCAGGGGUGUGCUGCCUCUCUCCCUCCCUUCCCCUGGGAGGGUGUGACAGGCUGGUUCUAAGGGUUCAGGUGUCCUGUGAGAUCCCAGUGUUAUUUUGGUUCUCUUUCCCUCCAUCUGCUUUCUCCCAGGAAAACCUGAGCCUGCAUCAUCCUUAGCUCUGGAAGGAAAAGGAUGUGUCCUGUAGCCAGAGUCAGGAAAGAAGGGGAGAGAGACUGGUGUGGGUGGGUGCUUGGGCCACAGCUGGCCUCCCCAAGGGAAAUUUCCGUGGCUUCUAAGCAGAGUCAUGGCUGCCACUUUCCCCUCCCCUUAGAAAGCUGCAAGGAUACAUUUCCCUUUUCUGAUUUUAUCCCAUCUGUCCUGUGGUCCUCAGGCAGGAGCUAUGCCCUGCCUCCAUUCUGGCAGCUCUGCUUCUGGGACACAAGGCUGGGUGAGGCCCGCCUUUUCUCCUCUCCCCCCGCCCCCCCCAGGUGCUUUCUCUGCUAGCAUCACAUAGCCCCGGGGCCCCUGCCUUGUUUCCUCUCUGCUCCUCAGACCCCACCUUUUUAUCUUUUGUCCAUGGGAACCUGCUGGCAGGAGAUGUUCAGGGUUCUCAUGGAGCGUGUAUCCCAGUCUGCUCACAAAAUAACUGGCCUUCCAUGGACAAAGUCCGAGUGACACCUAGUGGCUGCUUGAGACAUGGAUCAGCGGCCAGCCUGGGGAGCAGCCUCCAGGGGCCGGAGGUUCUGAAGCUGGAAUUUUGCUGCCUGAGGAAUGAGGCAGUUUUGAGGGAGGGGCUUAGGGAUAGGGUCAUUAAUUCUUCCAUCCCCUUCCUUCUCACCAGGAAGCCUGUCCUUAAGGGAUUUCUUGUGGAACUUAGCAAUACUGUGUGAAUAUGCCCACCUGUAGGGAAGGGGUUGGGGGAGGCUCCAUGGCCCCUCGGUGAAACUGCAGGGUUGGGAUGGAGGGGGGCUGGUUCCCCUAACAUGGCCCACUCUGGACCAGACUCCAUUGUCUGUUUAGACAUCUCUGACUCUCUUAAAUGCAUGGACUUGCAAACUUUGUCUGGCUUGCAGCUAAGGUGGAGCAAUAGAACCCAUUUUAGGGGGCAUCCCUCCCUUUUUCUUGCCCGUUUUUAAACUGAAGCUGCUCUCAGCAAAUUUGAGAAGGGGUUGGGCUUAAUUCCUGGUAGAGGAGUCAAGCUGCCUCCUUGAUAAGAUCCCCAUAGCACUUAGGGUAGGUGAGUGUUUUCCCAUAUCCCUGGCCUGUAAAGAUCUAAUGGAAUACUCUAUUGAAAACAAACCAUUGACAAAAAGAUAAAGCUAUUCAUGUAAAUAUUGCUGCCAAUUCUGACCAGCAGUACCAAGGACCAGGUCUCCUUUCCUUGUGAAUCCUUGGUACCAACAGGAAAACUAAGCCAAAGUGAUUUCUUCAUUUGUGUAUGCAAGCACACCUUUUUGCCAAAGAGAGAGCCAUGUGUCACAGAUUGCCUUCUCCAAGGCCCAGGGAACUUCAAAUCCUUUCUUCUGGGCCACUUUUCUUGCCAUUCUGCUUUCCUCUGACAGCCCCUAUGACUUCCAGUUUACUGUCCCAAAGACAGAAGGUUGCCCCAGGCAGCUGGUCCCUCUGCCAGGAGGGAUCUCAGCCACUGUCCCAACCUUCCAGAGUGUUGGACAGCAGUUAGAUCUCUAAGGGACUGCAAAGCAGAGCCUGGGAUGCUGCCGUACAUCCUUCAGCAAUUCUCUUUCCUGUCACCAGGAAUCCUCACCCCAAAGGGUCAGUGGAUUUGUCUUGGCUAGGGGGAGGGGAGAUGCUUGGCUGGAAUCUUCCUGAACCUCUCUUCUGUCCCUUGGUUCCCAGGGAUAUCCUUCUGGAGCCUGUUCCUUCUGUGGACUUCCUCAGUUGCCAUCCUACUACCUAUACACCACUACUCCACUUCUUUGCCAAGUGAUCCCUGUUGGACCCAGACACUUCCUCCCCCUUCCCUCAACCCAUGAGAGGCAGGAUAAAUUUAUGCUUGGGGGUUUGAGACAUUUGCCAUUUGUCUCAACCUCUUGACAUUAAAGGAAGUCCUUCAUACUAUUGUUCCCUGGGAGCUUGUGCCAUUGGAUUGAGAAUGUAUAGUUAUUUAUUUUGUGUACUCAGUUUGCAAAUGUAUCUUGCAUAUUCAAUAAACCUGCAGUCUUCCCUCAGGAUGGCUGCUCCAAAACUGUG